UUUUUCCAGUUUCAGGGUCCCCAAGACACGGGGCUCGUAGGCAUAUGCCUCACGUGCAUAAUGGAUAAUCUGGCAUUGGUUGAAUAUAAAUUACUAUGUUAAUUUAAUGAAUUAGUUCCUAUAACAGAUAUUGAAAAAAAAACUAUCACGUAACAAUUGCCGCGCUAAAUUGUUCGCUUCGUUUGUUAAAAACAGACACUAAAAUUCCGAAAAUUUAAAAAGAAAAAAAAAAUUGAAUUGAAAUAGUGAAUGAAAGAAUGGCUCCAACGCAAACCGCUUAUCAAGUGGAAAAUUUUGAUCCUUUUCCUAACGAAGAUUUAAUAUGUAGCAUUUGCGACUGCGUUUUCUACGACCCAGUAGAGUGCCCUUGUCGUCACGUUUACUGCCGAAAUUGCAUUUGCGAUUGGUUGAGCUGUCAGAAUACCUGCCCCGUUUGCAGGAAAUCGGUUAUUUUAUACGAACUUCAAGCCGUAGGGCCUAUAAUCAAAAAUAUGAUAAUGAAGUUGACCAUUCGUUGUCCGAAUUCCGAACACGGUUGCAAGCAGAAUUUCGCCUUGGAGGAAUACGAUUCUCACUUAUCUAAUUGUGAUUAUGUAGUCGUAAAAUGCAGUAAAUGCCAAGAGGAAAUGGUAAUUAAAGAUAGAUUUAAACACGAGCAAUUAGAAUGCAAUUAUCGAUUAAUUCAAUGCAAAAAAUAUUGCUCUCUCAUGUUGCCCGCUAAUGUAAUGAAAUCUCACAAUUGCUCUGAAGAAUUGACAAAGGAAAUAGGAGAUAAGAAGAAAUUAAUUAACGAAUUAAAACAUAAUUUAAAAUAUUGUAAGAAACAAUUCAAUAAAGAUGCAACAUCGAGUCAAGUUGUUAACGAUAUUAGAGCGGGUAAAUCAUCUGCAGCUACUUUUAUUAAUAAAAUGAAGAAACUUCUAGUUGAUUUUUCAAGGCGUCGAAAAGAACAGGCGAAAGGAACCAAUAAUCGUCCCGAAAAUGUUGAUAAUUCGUGGGAAGGCAAUGGCAUUGAAUCAGAUUUAAUUAAUGCCAAUCGAUUGCAUUGCGCACCCAUAUUUCAUUGUUUCCGUGACGAAAUUUUUAACCCAUCGGAUUCGAGUGAAGCAGAAAUACGUAGCGUGAUGACGACAUUAGAUGAACCCGGUGAAUUUAUAAUACCAACACGCAGAAAUAUUGGUACCAAAUGUUCUUCUGGUGAUAAUGGAAAUAGUGUGGCAUCAACACCCAAUGUAUCAAUUACAGCGGACGAGAUGCAAGAACGGAAGAAAUUUCACUCGGGUGUAAAUAUUUCACACGAAAUGCAAAAGAUUAAACAUUUACCAAUUGUAAUGUUUACAAUUCCAAAUGUGAGAAUGUCAAAACAACGGAAAUUUUCUAAUUCUACAAAUACAAUUGGCAAACUGGAAAGAAGGGAGAUUCCAUAUUUAAACCAGGAUAAUGUCAAAAGAAUAAAAUUAAAUCUAAAGACACCAGAAAUAAUUCAAAAUCCUGGGACGUCAUCGAAAGGGAGAUUGAAAAUUAAUUGUACAAGUGAAAAUGUAUGCGAUAGAAAUAUAUUAUUGCGAGAAACAAAUGAGAGAGAAUUGCCUUUAGAUAAUAAUUCGCCGGUUCAGAUGGAAGAUCUCUGUAUUCCUCCAUUAGAAGAUAUAAAUUCUACAAGAGAUAUGGAUAAAUGCGAUAUUUCUGAAGCACGGGGAGUUAAUUUUAAAGCUUUUAAUCGCAAAAGCCGCGCUUUAAGAAUUGUACGAAACCUAUUUAUAAACUGUUUAGCAUCUAACCAUCGCCGUUAUAAUGACGAUAGCGAUUUUGAAUUAUCCGGGAAUUUUGAUAAACCGGAUAAUACAGUAAUGAAAUAAAUUUUGAAAAAACAUGAAUUAAUUUAAAUGCCAAAAUUUGUUAAAUAAACGUUUAUAUAAUUAAAUAUUUUGUUUUUCUC
This is a messenger RNA of Centruroides sculpturatus (bark scorpion), 1939 nucleotides long. RefSeq lists its product as uncharacterized. Gene Ontology annotation, molecular function: zinc ion binding. Lineage: Eukaryota; Metazoa; Arthropoda; Arachnida; Scorpiones; Buthidae. The record is from RefSeq and is a predicted model, not a curated record. Gene Ontology annotation, biological process: tumor necrosis factor-mediated signaling pathway; positive regulation of JNK cascade; protein K63-linked ubiquitination. Gene Ontology annotation, cellular component: plasma membrane signaling receptor complex. Bases 258 to 1859 code for a protein of 533 amino acids. The transcript has a single exon.